Molecule: messenger RNA, 1426 nt
Organism: Phragmites australis (common reed)
Lineage: Eukaryota; Viridiplantae; Streptophyta; Magnoliopsida; Poales; Poaceae
Product: thiol protease SEN102-like
Exons: 3
Coding region: 57-1175 (372 amino acids)
Cellular component (GO): lysosome
Molecular function (GO): cysteine-type endopeptidase activity
Source: RefSeq, a predicted model, not a curated record
AAACACACUUGAACUUGCAGCAACUAAUCACUUGAAGCUAGCUAGGAGCCUAGGACAUGGAGAGGCAGUACAUCCUCCUGGCCGUGGCGGUGCUGGCAAUGGGCGGCAUUGCCAUGGCACAGGCCGGCGGGGCUGUCCCUUUCACAGAGAAGGACCUAGCGACCGAGGCGAACCUGUGGAAGCUGUACGAGAAGUGGCGCGGCGUGCACACAGUGUCCCGGGAUCUCACGGAGAAGAAGGCCAAGUUUGAGGUGUUCAAGAAGAACGCCAUGUACGUGCACGAGUUCAACACGCGCAAGGACAAGCCCUACAAGCUCGGCCUCAACAGGUUCGCUGACAUGACGCUCGACGAGUUCAAGAAGAAGUACACCGGUGCCAAGACCGUCGUCCGCGAUGCCGCCAAGCCCAAGAUGACCGCCGCAGCCUCCACCAAGGUCGCCGACGGCGACGUGCCGGCCUCGUUCGACUGGAGAGACUACGGUGCCGUUACCCCUGUAAAGGACCAAGGGCAGUGCGGGAGUUGCUGGGCCUUCUCGGGCACAGAGUCCGUGGAGAGCAUCAACGCCAUCGUGACCGGGAACCUCUUGUUGCUGUCCGAGCAGCAGGUACUCGACUGCUCCGGCGCCGGCAACUGUGAAUAUGGCGGAUAUACGUCCGGCGUGUUCGAUUACGCCAUGCAGACCGGAAUUGCCUUGGACUGCAACUACCCACCCUACGAAGCCAUGGACGACCAGUGCAGGAUUGACUACAGCAAGACCCCGAUGGUGAAGAUCGACGGGUUUGAGGAGGUGCCGGCGAACAACGAGAAGGCGCUCAAGUACAGGGUGUACCUUCAGCCGGUGUCCGUCCACAUCGAGGCGAGCAACGACCUGAUGCUAUACCAGGAGGGGGUGUUCGACGGUGAGUGUGGUACGAAUCUGGACCACGCGGUGGUGGCGGUCGGCUACGGCGUGACGCAGGACGGCGUGCGCUACUGGAUCGUCAGGAACUCGUGGGGCGACUCCUGGGGUGAGGGUGGCUACAUCCGGAUGAUCCGCGACAUCGACGCCAAGGAGGGCAUAUGCGGAAUCGCUAUGUAUCCUAUCUACCCCACCAAGAACUGCCCCUGUGCUGCUACCGGAGCAGGUGCUGCUGCUCGUCCCAAACGUGCCGGUUUCGCCAAGGAUGAGCUCUGAGCUCGCCGCCGCCUGAUCGUUAGAUACACACAUGCAUGAUCUAUCAUCAUAUAUAAAGUGUAGUGUUGUCACGUUCCGUAUGCCCAAUGGCCAUAGCCUUAUAGGGGGAGGUUGAAUAAAACGGAGGUCCAUUUGUUGAUGUACAGCAUGGACUUUCGCCUUUGUUACUGUUUGAUGGCCUGAAUAUUAGUAUCCAAUAAAGGCCUACUUAGUUUUAUAAUAAAAGUUAAUUAAGGCCGAGUUAAAUGGUU